ACAAUCCCCAUUGCGGCUGCACCCCACCCUAGACUCCGCCGCCGCCGCCUCCCCCAUGAGCAGGCAGGACGGCGAGAUGUCGGCCGCCCUCCACCACCGCCCCCGCUCGCCGCUGGAAGACGAGGAUCUGCUCCCCGAGAUCCUCCUCCGCCUCCCGCCGCAGCCGUCCACCCUCCCCCGCGCCUCCGCCGUCUGCAAGCGCUGGCGCCGCCUCGUCUCCGACCGCGGCUUCCUCCGACGCUACCGCCGACACCACCGCCGCAGCCCUCCUCUCCUCGGUUUCUUCCGCAACGACCUGCGAGGCAUCUCCUACACGCCUGCAAUGGAGGCCCCCGAUCGUGUCCCCGCCGACCGCUUCUCCGCGCAUCUCGACGACGUCGGCUACCACUUCCGUCUCCUCAGCUGCCGCCACGGCCUUGUGCUCAUCUCCCACUCGUCGCGGAACCAGGUCCUGGUGUGGGACCCCGUCACCGGCAACCAGCACCGCAUUGCCGCUCCUCUGGGGUUCGACAUGAACAGUACCCCGAUGGACGGGGCGGUGCUUCGCGUUGCCGGCGACGCCCACCACUUCCAGGUGGUAUUGGUAAGCUACAAGCAGGAAGAUGAACAGGCGAUCGUCUCGAUUUACUUGUCGGAGACCGGUGGAUGGAGUGAUCUCAUCUCAACACCGGUUCCAGGCGAGGCCAUGGAUUAUGAAGGCAUGCCCGCUGUCCUGGUCGGGCAUUCCAUUUACUGGCUGCUCCCUGGGGAUGAUAUAAGUGUAAUUCUUGAAGUUGAUUUGCAUAGCCAGAUUCUAGCUGUGAUACAGGUGCCAACAAAUAUGUUUGCCAAAGGUCAGUACUUGAUGGUUAUGCGAGCAGAGGGUGGCGGUUUGGGCAUACUCUCCCUGUCAGAAUUCACGGCCGAGUUAUGGAAGAGGAAUACCGACGGUGAUGGUGUUGCUUCAUGGGUGCUGGGACAAACUAUUGAACUGGACAAGCUACUUCCCCUGUCUUCAGAUAAGAGAAGCCACAUAUCGAUGCUAGCGUACGCUGAGGAAAAUAAUGUGGCUUUCUUGCGUACAGUUGCCGGUAUCUUCAUGGUCCAGCUUGAGUCCUUGCAGUUCAGUAAACUUCCUGAAAACAACAACGCUGUUGUCUGUUAUCCAUUUGAAAGUGUCUAUGCUGCAGAAGCAGGCAUUGGUGGUGCCAUGGAGCUAGUAUGAUGUACUUGUUGAGCAGGCAAGCUUAUCUUCUGAAUUUAUGUUGAGGUAUCAGUUAUGUUCGGUGGCUGAGAUGCAGAAGUGGCUCGUUUGAUGCGAUGCACACGGAAAUUUACCCCUUAUGUAGAAUGCAGUGGUCAGAUGUGAAGUGCAUUCGUAGGAAUUAAUCACUUAUUUUGCUCAAACCCGUCUUGUUAUCGAACGCAGUCAAUUGGCCAACUGACAUGGAGACAUAAGAAUUGCUUGUAUUAAUCAGUACCUUUCAGUUGAUCUUUGCUUGCGUGCA
This is a messenger RNA of Aegilops tauschii subsp. strangulata, 1487 nucleotides long. RefSeq lists its product as uncharacterized. The record is from RefSeq and is a predicted model, not a curated record. Lineage: Eukaryota; Viridiplantae; Streptophyta; Magnoliopsida; Poales; Poaceae. Gene Ontology annotation, molecular function: protein binding.